Messenger RNA from Wallemia ichthyophaga EXF-994, 1554 nucleotides. RefSeq lists its product as uncharacterized. The record is from RefSeq and is a predicted model, not a curated record. Gene Ontology annotation, biological process: transmembrane transport. Lineage: Eukaryota; Fungi; Basidiomycota; Wallemiomycetes; Wallemiales; Wallemiaceae. Gene Ontology annotation, cellular component: membrane. Gene Ontology annotation, molecular function: transmembrane transporter activity. The transcript is spliced from 6 exons. Bases 1 to 1554 code for a protein of 517 amino acids.
AUGAAUAUCGAGGAAAACAAAGACUUUAAGAACGAGCUCGAGGAGCACGAAGCAGCACCAGACACCGGUAAUGGGACGACUGUUGAUUUAGAAACUUACAACAACGAUGACGACGAGUUCGGUGGCUAUGAAAACAGGAAAAAGAUGGAGCGAAAACUUGUUUUUAAGACAGAUUUGAGGAUGAGCAUUAUGAUUAUCAUCUACAUUCUCAAUUACAUUGACAGAAACAACGUGCCUGCUGCACGCUAUCAAGGAUUGCAAAAGGACUUGGAACUUGGCGUUGGUCAGAGAUACGAAACUGUCAUCAGCAUUCUUUACGUAGGCUACAUCCUUAUGCAAAUUCCCUCCAACGGUUUGAUCUCAAUCAUCAAUCGACCAUCGCUUUAUAUAGGCGCUGCCAUGAGUAUAUGGGGAACGAUCAGUGUACUCACUGGUAUUACGGAGAACUAUGUUGGUAUUCUGAUGACAAGGUUUUUCCUUGGCUUCAUUGAGGCUGCUUUCUUACCGGGUGCCAUGUUCUUGCUAUCUAAAUGGUACAAAAAGAACGAGCUGGGUGUCAGAAUGACUUUACUUUACUGUGGUAAUCUCAUAUCAAAUGCCUUCGGUAACCUCAUAGCCGCUGGUAUUGUCAAUGGAAUGGAAGGCAAACUAGGACAUAGAGCUUGGAGGUGGCUGUUUUACAUUGAAGGCGCGCUUACAAUAUUUGUUGCUGUUUGCUCAGUUUUUAUUUUACCGGAUUUUCCCGAAACUGAGAGAUUCUUAUCACCAUUGGAGAGAAAACUAGCUAUCCGUCGUAUGGCUGAAGAUGCUGGAAAGGUGGAUUCAGUCGGUGGAAAGAAAGAGGUGCUCGAGGGUAUGAAAAUGGCCUUAUCUGACUACAAAGUCUGGUGGUUGGCCUUAACACUCACAGGUAUGGUCAUAGGUUUGAGUUUCAACAUCUAUUUCCCCACUCUUACGAAAAACAUGGGAUUUGAGGGUACUAGAGCUCUUUUAAUGUGCGCACCGCCAUGGAUCUUCGCAACUUUAGUCGCUUUCCCUUGGUCAGUUAACUCUGACAGAUGCCAAGAGCGUACAUUCCACAUUUUAGUUUCAAACCUGAUAUCCAUCGCUGGAUUCAUAAUUGCUUUGGCAACUACAAACCAGGCCGCUAGGUAUGUUGCCUUGUUUUUGAUGACUCUGGGCUACUGUGGUUUCAUAUGCGUUUAUGCAUUCACUGCAAGCUCAUUUAUUCGCCCGACAUCGAGACGUUCAGUUGCCAUAGCCUUUGUUAAUGCUUUCUCCAAUAUUGGUAAUAUCGCUGGUAGCUACAUAUGGGAUGCAGACAAAUUCGGCCCGGACGGUUACAGACAGUCAUACGCAAUUUGCCUUAGCUGCACCGGAUUUUCUUGCUUUGCGAUCCUAGGCUUUAGAUACAUACUGAAGGAUAUCAACAAGAAGAUAGAAAAGCUGGAAGAGGAGUACCCAGGUGUCGACCCAUGGGACGUACCAGAGAAGUUUGAUCGCAAAAUAGAUUACUCUCUACUUGUCAAGCGUGGAUUUAGAUAUAUGCUUUGA